This is a messenger RNA of Linum tenue, 2940 nucleotides long. The record is from the annotation of a GenBank genome assembly. NCBI's taxonomy places the organism in Eukaryota, Viridiplantae, Streptophyta, Magnoliopsida, Malpighiales, Linaceae.
ACAAAAAACUCAUAAACAUCUCAUGAUCACAUCCUCAAUAUCACCUCCAAUUUUUUCCCCCAAAACCAAUUCCAAACCCAUAAAACAACAAGACAAACCAACAAACAUCAUCCCAUUUCCCUUCUUUCCAAGUUCCAUCCAUCCAUUCCCCUCACCCACCAUACAAACCUCUUCUCUCUCUCUCCCUCUCUUCCAUUUCCCACUUCCACAAAAAAAAAAAAAAAAAAAAAGAUAUCAAAAAAAAAAAAAAAAAAACCAAAAACCAGUCUAGUGAGUGAGCUAGCUAGCUAGACAGAAACAAAGAAAGAAAAAAAAUGGCGAUUUGCACACCACUCAACUCCUCCUCAACUUGCUCCUCCAUCAUCCACCACGACAACGCCGCCGCCGUCUCCUCCUUCACCAGAAGAACAUGCAGCUGGACCACCACCACCACCAGCCACCGCAGCGGCUUCACCGUGAUCACGUGCGCCGCCGACGCGGGGACCGUGGUGAUCGGCCUGGCGGCGGACUCCGGGUGCGGGAAGAGCACGUUCAUGCGGCGCCUGACCAGCGUGUUCGGCGGCGCCGCCGAGCCGCCGAAAGGCGGGAACCCGGACUCCAACACCCUGAUCAGCGACACCACCACCGUCAUCUGCCUCGACGACUACCACUCCCUCGACCGGACGGGGAGGAAGGAGAAGGGUGUCACGGCGCUGGAUCCCAGGGCCAACGACUUCGACCUCAUGUACGAUCAGGUCAAGGCGCUGAAAUCCGGCGCCCCCGUGGAGAAGCCCAUUUAUAACCACGUCACGGGCCUGCUCGACCCGGCCGAGGUCGUCGACCCGCCCAAGAUCCUCGUCAUCGAAGGCCUCCACCCAAUGUUCGACGAGCGUGUGAGGGACCUGCUAGACUUCAGCAUCUACUUGGACAUCAGCAACGAAGUCAAAUUUGCAUGGAAGAUUCAGCGGGACAUGGCUGAAAGAGGGCACAGCCUGGAGAGCAUCAAGGCCAGCAUUGAAGCCCGAAAGCCCGAUUUCGACGCCUACAUUGAUCCUCAGAAGCAGUAUGCUGACACGGUGAUCGAGGUGCUCCCCACGACGUUGAUCCCCGACGACAACGAGGGGAAGGUUUUGAGGGUGAGGUUGAUCAUGAAGGAAGGCGUCAAGUUCUUCAACCCGGUCUACUUGUUCGACGAAGGCUCCACCAUCUCAUGGAUCCCCUGUGGGAGGAAGCUCACUUGUUCUUACCCUGGCAUCAAGUUCACAUACGGCCCCGAUACCUACUUCGGCCAAGAGGUGUCGGUGCUGGAGAUGGACGGGCAGUUCGACAGACUAGACGAGCUGAUCUAUGUGGAGAGCCACCUGAGCAACCUCUCCACCAAGUUCUACGGUGAAGUCACUCAACAGAUGUUGAAGCAUGCUGAUUUCCCAGGCAGCAACAAUGGCACGGGUCUUUUCCAGACCAUCGUCGGCUUGAAAAUCAGAGACCUCUACGAGCAGCUCGUAGCAUCCAAGGCCAAAUCUCCCGUAGAGGCUAAAGCUUGAGUUCCCCACCCAAGGAACCAACCUCCCUUCCCUCACAUAAAAUUUGUAUUCAUCUGUUCUUCCUGUUUUGACUCUCAGUUACAGCCUUCUGUUCCGAGCUUUUAUCGCGUAAAAUGAGCUGUAACUUGCAAAAAAAAAAAAAAAAAAAAAAAAAGAGGCAGAAGACAAAUAAUUCAGUUAUCAGAUUCGUGUACGAAUACGAUCUCGUCACCAGAGCCUGACAGAAAGCAUAGAUGAAUGAUGAAAGUUGAUGGUGAUGCCAAGACUGCUGCUUCCUUUCUUCAGCAGUUUACUUGCUUACAUCAACCUUCACCAUAUCUCCUUCCUUCUGAAACAACUUAUCUUAAGCCCUAUCUUACGUGUAUAACAAGAUAAGACUCCAAUAAAAUGCUGCCGACGCAACUCAAACAAACUGCAGAUAAAUCCUAAAACAGAUCCCUUCCUGGCAACAAGAGUUUUAAGGCACACCAUGAAAGAUCUUGCCCUAUUGACGAACAAAUCCAUGGGCUAGACACAACAGGUGAAUCAAUUGACGACUUCUAGGAUACAUUUACUAUUUAGCCAACAUCGACUGUACAAUACAACACCGAAGAAGACUACAUGGGAGUAGUUAAAACAAGACAAUAAGGCAAGCUCCAGCUAUCUGGAUCCAGAAGUUCUAUGUACUACGAAAUGCACCAUUUUCAGAUGACAGCAGCAUACCAUAUGUCUACUUGAUUGUCACGAACUUGUUAGUGCCGUGUCUAGCCCAGUGAUCCUUCAAAUCCACCGGAUGAUACAGAUCAUAGCCUUCCGCCGUCAGUUUGAGCAAGAGCUUCGUGUAAGCCCCAUUGCUCAUUUUCCUCCCAGCGACACGAGCACUGGGCCUCGUGGAACUCAUAGGCAGCGGAUAUUCAGAAAUGUUUAUAGUGCAACAAGAGGAUUGCCACCCGCCAGCACCCCACUUGUAGCAAACUCUAGGGGCACCAGUACAAGAACAAAACGGGGAAGGCACCCAAGAGAAAUCGACGUCUGAUUGUUGGUAAUCCACAUUCAGGUCCUUCUUCUCACGCUUGGCAUCAGGACAAGAGCUCGUCUUCUUCUUCUUCUUCGUCUGCUUUGGUUUCAAAGGCUUGGACUGAGCUUUGUUAGAAGAAGCUUUCCUAGCCUUUGAAGGUUUACUGUUCAAGCUCUCGUCCUUCGCCGGCUGCUCGACUGGUGCUGGAAUGGCACUUAUAGGAGCAACAGACAAACCUGGUUCAUGGCUGAGUUGGGUUCCUUCCGACGAACCGGAGCUCGAUUUCGGUGAUGCAAAGAGCUCCUCAGGGUAAAACCAGGUCAGAUGCGAAACCGAUGAUUCAGCAGUAGGUUCUGGUAUAAUUAGGCUUCUGUUCGAGUGAGAAGCCAUCCUCGGAUACUAAUCUUCCGCUACGAAUCA